AUGAAACUCAAGAAACAAUGUAUGAAACUCUCUCGUGAUCACUUUGAUCAGAUCCCUGAUGAUCUAGCGGUGGAUAUUCUCAGUAGAUUGUCCGGAAAAUCUCUUAUGAAGCUCCGAUACGUAUCCAAAUUUUGGUUUUCGAUCAUCCGGAGCCAAAGAUUAAUCGAUUCUUUCAUCCCUAGGUCAUUGAAACGCGGUUCCCGCUUCCUAAUCGCUUUCAAUAACUGUGAGUUCGUCGUUAAAAAAACUGAUAUGCGUUUGUUCUUCUUCACAGUUUCAGACGACGAAGGAGAGAACAAAUCUUCUCCUUCUUCUUUGGUAGCCAGUCUCGACAUGACAAUACCUUCCACGGUUGAUUAUCACUACACACGAGGUUCAGCUAAUGAUGAUGCAAAGAAGUUGACUUAUAAAUACUUGGGAUAUGAUCCGAUUGAUGAUCAAUACAAAGCAAUGUGCAUGACGGUUUCUCGGCGUGGUCAUCAUGGUGGUGACGUAGAGCACAAGGUUUUAACACUAGGAGGAGGAAGAGGUGAUGUUAAAACACUAUCAUGGCGAAUAAUGGAAGACAAUACCGAGCCUUACGUUCCUUACACAAAAGGAACAUGCAUCAACGGGAUUGUGUAUUACGGUGCUACAAGACCAAAUACGAAUGGAGUUAUAGUUUGUUUUGAUGUUAGGUUUGAGAAGAUUAGUUUGAUGAAUCCACCUUUAAACAUCAAAAGUUGGGAGGUUGGUACAAGCUUGAUCAACUACAAAGGGAAGGUAGCCAUUAUUCACACAACCCCUUUGCGUGAUUCAUAUGAGAUUAUAGUAUGGAUACUAGAGAAUGUCAAAACACAUGAAUGGUCAAAGAAGACACGUUUCUUUCCGCAUUCUUCGUCGGAUACUAUCGACAUGAGUUCCUAUUCUUUCAUAGGCAUCAACGAAACCAGAGAGAUCAUAUUAGCUCCAAAGUUGAUGCCACGCAACCUUGAAGCUUUCUACAUAUUCUAUUUUGAUUUAACAAGCCAAGGUAUCAGAAGGGUUAGGGUUGAAGGACUUGCAGAUGAUGAAGAGUUCAAGCGUCAUUAUGGAAUCGGAAACAAUGGUUCUUGUCCUGUUUCUAUCUCAUCUGAACACUUUGAAAAUAUUACCUUUUUUUAA
This is a messenger RNA of Thlaspi arvense, 1143 nucleotides long. Lineage: Eukaryota; Viridiplantae; Streptophyta; Magnoliopsida; Brassicales; Brassicaceae. The record is from the annotation of a GenBank genome assembly.